Molecule: messenger RNA, 820 nt
Organism: Cuculus canorus (common cuckoo)
Lineage: Eukaryota; Metazoa; Chordata; Aves; Cuculiformes; Cuculidae
Product: histone H3
Exons: 1
Coding region: 222-632 (136 amino acids)
Cellular component (GO): nucleosome
Molecular function (GO): DNA binding; structural constituent of chromatin; protein heterodimerization activity
Source: RefSeq, a predicted model, not a curated record
GUGGCUUCUGUAGCUAACAUGCAGCAUUCUGUAAAGACAAAGACGAAAAGGGGGAGGUGGCAUCUGCCAGUGGCGGGAUUUUUAAGAUUUGAAUCCUCCAAUAGAAUUCAGUAUAUACCCAUCCGCCAAUCAGAGAAGAGACAAGUGCUAUAUAUACCUCUUGAAUGCAGACAGGAUACCAGUGUCUUAGGUCUUCACUGUCUGAGUUGUUUCUCUGAUCCAUGGCGCGUACGAAGCAGACUGCUCGUAAGUCGACCGGCGGGAAGGCGCCCCGCAAGCAGCUGGCCACCAAGGCGGCCCGCAAGAGCGCGCCGGCCACGGGCGGCGUCAAGAAGCCGCACCGCUACCGGCCCGGCACGGUGGCGCUGCGCGAGAUCCGCCGCUACCAGAAGUCCACGGAGCUGCUGAUCCGCAAGCUGCCCUUCCAGCGCCUGGUGCGCGAGAUCGCGCAGGACUUCAAGACCGACCUGCGCUUCCAGAGCUCGGCCGUCAUGGCGCUGCAGGAGGCGAGCGAAGCCUACCUGGUGGGGCUCUUCGAGGACACCAACCUGUGCGCCAUCCACGCCAAGCGUGUCACCAUCAUGCCCAAGGACAUCCAGCUGGCCCGACGCAUCCGCGGAGAGCGCGCUUAAGCCGCUUUAGAAUAUUAUCACAUAUAUUGAGGAAAUAUUUUAUCCAACACAAAGGCUCUUUUAAGAGCCACUCCAUACACAGUAAAAGGGCUGUUGCACUGUGACAAAGCAAAAUUUUUAACUUUUUGAUCGAAUUCAGAAAGGUACAAAAUGCAAAAAUGAAACUGAGGGAACGUUUUUAGUGAAAA